Molecule: messenger RNA, 1885 nt
Organism: Penaeus vannamei (Pacific white shrimp)
Lineage: Eukaryota; Metazoa; Arthropoda; Malacostraca; Decapoda; Penaeidae
Molecular function (GO): protein binding
Source: RefSeq, a predicted model, not a curated record
GGUUCGUAAAGGCAGUUUGUCAUUUGGUUCUCAAGUGCACAGUCUUUUAUCUUUUUUGUAUUUCGGUAAUUUGUAUUCCUCUGUACCGAUGAAGCCUGCAGUCCCGUGGUUGUGAUAGCGGUUGUAAUAAUUGUGGAAACGUUUCUCAUCUGACUCUGAACUCUCCAGCAGGACUGGCCUCCCUCGAACCAAGAUGGCGCGGCACCACCCAGCUGUCAACGUCGCCACGAUCACUGAAGAGGAUGUGGUCGAAGAGGAGAUAGGGGAGGAUGGCAUGGUGGAAGUGGUCGCAGUCCGUGAGAGGCAAAGACCGGAAGAAGACAGGAGGAAAUCCCACGACCUUCCCGACGGCGGCGCAGCAGGAGGCGCAGACGAAGGGAACGAGAGGCGGUCCAGCGUGGUGAUCCUCGACCGCCCCAACAGCCUGGUGGAGAAGGAGGUGGACGACGCCUCCGUCAACAGCUCCCUCUUGAGCGCCCUGGUCUCGCCUCCGCCUCCUCCUCCUCCAGUUCCUCCUUGAGACGCUCCUCCUCCACCUCCUCCGUCUGCUCCACCACCUCGGAUAAGCAGAGUUCGAGUCCCAAGUCGAAGAGGACGGCCUCCAGGACGGCUGGGAGGGCCAUGGGGUACACGAUGAACCUCUCGGGCAAGUUCGUCACGGAAUUGACCUUGUUUGACCCCAGCGAAGGCCCGGUCAGGACUUCCCACAUCAACCUGGGCGUUUUCUUGGCCACCGACCAGGCCAUGGGUGACCACUCUAUCUACAAGGUGUCCCCCGUUUCACCCCUGGCUAUGCUCAAAAUUAAGACGCAAGACAGACUGGUCCGCCUCAACGACGUCUCCGUGGAGGGCUGGUCUCACAGCAGCGUCGUCGACUUCGUCAGGAACCUUACCCUGGCCGAUAACGUUACCUCUCCGCCCUCACCUACUGCCUCUACGGACGCCUGCACGCCCACGCCCACGACGAAAGGAGGAAGAGGAAGAGGGAGAAUAGGAGGAGGAGGAGGAGGAGGGGGAGGAGGAGCAGCAGCAGCGUUAGGAGGGAAAUUGGCAAACGACCCGGGGGUGCUUGUGCCAUUCUGCCUGGAGUACCGCAGGGCCGGGAAGAUGGUUCGCUCCACCGACGAGGCGCCCACCAGUAAGCGCGUCGAGGCCUCGCUCAGAGUCAGACGUAAAAGAGCCACAGUGGAUUCAGUCAAGGAAUCCGAAGUCAGAGUCAGGCAUGAUAGCGAACACGUCAUGAGGCUGAGACUGAAACAUGACCUUCCUCUCUAUGUCAAGGUCACCACGAGGUCAAACGGGGUCAUGAACUUAGGGACAGGGGAGACGGAUGCACAUGACGAAACGGUCUGCUUCACGCUACACCUGUUCACAGCCUCCCCUCCCUAUGCUGAAGGAGGGCAGGUCGUGGUGCUGGAGACAGGCAAUGCUGCGGGGCUGGUCUAUGCUAACUCUCCUGCGAGCAUUGGUGUUCUGCAGGGCACGACGGUCCCUGUUGCGGCACACACACAGGUCGACAUCAAGUUCUUCCUGCUGCACGGGGCGGUGGGCAGUCCCUUCGUGUCUCUGAGAAACCUGCUUACUGGUAACUAUUUGUCAGCUAGUCAAGAGGGCUUGAGGCUAGUUCGACAUGACAUCAACAAGCUUCUGCCAGACUCAUGUUUAUUCCAAGUCCAUCACUGCCAACACUAGAUACCAUCUCUUGUGUGCUAGAAGAUUCCAAUAAAGUGUCUGUUUGUUUAUGUGAGAGAGAGUGUGUUUGUUACCGUGCCUUUAUUUACGUUUUGUUUGUAAUGCGAGAAAGGUUUGGAGUAAUUUAAAAGGUGAUUCUAGCCGAUGUGUUGUAUACAAAUUGGUCAUGAAUAAAUGUUUUAUUUCUCAUGAA